Impatiens glandulifera is the source of this 789-nucleotide messenger RNA. Its product is annotated as short-chain dehydrogenase reductase 3b-like. The transcript has 3 exons. The record is from RefSeq and is a predicted model, not a curated record. NCBI's taxonomy places the organism in Eukaryota, Viridiplantae, Streptophyta, Magnoliopsida, Ericales, Balsaminaceae. Bases 1 to 789 code for a protein of 262 amino acids.
AUGUCGAAAUCCAGGUUGGAGGGUAAGGUGGCGAUAGUUACCGGCGCCGCCAGUGGGAUCGGAGAGGCGGCUGCGAGAUUGUUUGCUGAACAUGGAGCCGCUGUCAUCUUGGCCGAUGUUCAGGAUGAUUUGGGCUGUCGGGUUGCAGAUUCUAUUGGCUCCGACAAAGUGGUUUACCGACAUUGUGAUGUAAGGACCGAGAAGGAUGUUCAAGAAACAGUUCAAUUUGCCCUCGACAAAUUCGGCUCCCUCCACAUCCUCUUUAGCAAUGCCGGAAUCAUAGGUCCUCAAACUAGCAUAUUGGAACUAGACCUAGAUGGGUUAGACUCGGUUCUAACCACAAAUGUUCGAGGCACAGCCGCCAGCAUCAAGCACGCGGCUCAAGCCAUGGUGUCUAAGAACAUUCGCGGCUCCAUCAUAUGCACAGCCAGCGUAGCAUCCUGCAUCGGCGGCUCGGGCCCGCAUGCUUACACAGCUUCUAAGCAUGCAGUUGUUGGACUGAUCCGAGCCGCAAGCAGUGAAUUGGGUGCCUAUGGGAUCAGAGUCAAUUGUGUCUCUCCUUAUGGCGUAGCCACGCCAAUGACUUGUAAGGCCUACGGCUUGGAGCCAGGUCAAGUUGAGGACAAUAGUUGCGCCGCCGCCAACUUGAAGGGGAUUGUACUUAAGGCAAAACAUGUGGCUGAGGCAGCUUUGUUUCUGGCUUCUGAUGAGUCGGCUUAUAUUAGCGGCCAUAAUUUGACCGUUGAUGGAGGCUUCACUGUGGUCAAUCAUAGCUUCACAGCAAUGUGA